AUGAGCAUCGGGUCGGAGGGAGCCAGCUCAAAUAGCAUCCAGGUUCAUCCUGGCCCUGCUUCGGCCGGAUCCGCUUCUUCUUCUGCCAACCCUGCCUCCAACGCCGACUCUUUCCCACGCACACCAUCACCACCACCACCACCAUCGUCAAAAGCGCAGACAAGCUUGCAACCUCAAUCUCAACCACAGCAAAAGCAGAUUCAGCAGCAACGACAACCUGCACCACCACCACCACAACAGACAACCACAAAAUAUCAGCAGCCGUUACUACCCAAAUCGCAGCAGAAUGACCCAUCAACAACGAAAAGCGAUGCAAGCUCUGCGCCCGCUGUGACGCAGACUCCUCAACGGCCUCCUCCUCCUGCCAGUGCAGUCAGUCUUCACGAUGCCGCAGCCAAGGCUGCUGCUGCGAAGGCCGCCAAUGCUGUGAACGGAGGUGCUCCACAGUCGGUUACACCAAUAGCGCCAAAGCAGCCCGCUACACAAACAACAGCGCCAUCAUCGCAGUCAGGUCAGCAGUCAGCCGCAACAAACGCCGAGUCCGAUGCGACCGCAGCUCCGAAGAAAGUUAGCAAAGCCAAAGCAAAUAAGCAGCCAGGAUGCACCGGCAAACCUAAGCAGAAGCGUCGCGCGAAUCAGGUUAAAGCCCAGGAUGACUUGGUGUAUCGUCCAGCUCCCAGCACUGCGGGCGGUACCAUUGGAGCAGCACCCGACGCGACAAUACCUGCCAUGCUGACAGCAGCCGGCGGUGGUCGCAAGGCGCUUCCGGAGCUUGUACUGCCCUUCCAGCUACCCUAUACCGACAUUCGACCAGAAAUGCCGAUGCUCGACAAUGCAAGUGUACAAGCUGCUAUGGCCAUGGGCGCUUCAGAGACGUCUUCUCUUGACACUGGUAGCGACAGCGAUGACUAUUCAGUCAUGUCUGACGACUCAGACCUCGACAGCGAGGCUGAAGAGAGCCGCAGGGAAGCUCGUAGGCGACGACGAGAGCCAGCUACCAUCGAAGAGAGCCUGGUGUUGCUUCAGUCGUUGCGACAGUCCCGACUCUCGCACCUCUCAUCGCUGCUCACGCCCUUCAGUCAGCGUGUCAGAUCCGGCAUGAUCUACCCGAAUGUGCUGCCACUCAGUCUGCUCCAUGGUCUCAACCCACGCGAGCCCCAUAUUCUGAUUCAGCUCGGACGUGCCGACAUCCACGUUGGUCCUCACGUCUUCAUGAAGACCAAAUUCUGGGAGGUGCGACCCGACUACGAGUUGCCUCCCGCCAUGAAUCUGAUCGGCGGACUGCGCGGACCCGUAUCGUAUGGAGGCAGACCCAGCUAUGCACGCAUGGCUCCAUCGCAGCCGCUGCCUCAGCCUCAUACGCCGCAACUGCCUUCGCCGCGUGCGAUGCUUUCGGUGUCUCAGCCAGCCGUGCCAUUAGCUCGUCCCCCAACAGCCUCGACCAAACCACCGAUUGUUCGUCCGGCUGCAUCUGCAGUACCCGCUUCCAGCAACGCGACGACUGCAGCGACGUCGGCUGUGUCAAAACCUGCGGCCAUGCCUACACCCACCCUGCCAGCAACGCCCAUCGCAGGGCCGGCAGCUGCUCGUCCCAUUGCACCAGCCAAGACUCAAGUGACAGCCCCAACGGCAGCUUCAUCAACCUCUGCCUCGACACCGGCGACGACAGCUGCAUCAACACAAGCAGUGAAGCCUGUAAGCACUGCUUCUGCUCCUGCAGCUGCCACCCCUCCGACACCGGUCAAGCCUGCUGUAACAUCGACCUCUGCAUCCGGAGCGACUGCGACCGCAACCAGCAAUGCUGAGAGCAAGCCGGCGACGACAGUUUCAACUCCUGUCACGCUUGCGCCGAAGCCGAUCGCAAUGCCUGUGUCCCUUCCACGACCACCCAUGACGACACCCUCCUUGCCUAGACCACCGAGCAUCAACCAGAACAACAUUCCUUCUAGCGCGAAUCCGGCUUCGGCUCCGUCAGCGGGAGGUGCGUCUGCCUCGAAUUCUGCUUCGGGUGCUUUGGCAGCUCCGAAACCGGCUGCACGAACGACAGCGUCUUCGUCAAAGCCGACUGCGUCCACGUCUGCUACUGCUGCUCCCGCAUCAGCUUCCAGCUCGGCUCCGACAACCGCUACCACUCCAGCAGCAGUAACCGUGACACAGACAGCUCCCGCAGCAGGUCAGGCUUCGACAGCGCCCAAGCCGCCUGCCAAUGCAGUUCUAAAUGCAGGUGCAGCUCCGGCACCGGGUCGUCCAGCAGGUCCUCCGCCUCCGCCAGCCAUCGACGCUGUGCUAGUGUCUCGGGUCAACGCCACCGCAGCGCUCAACCCCGAACUGCAGGAGCUGCUCCACAUUGCAGCCUCAGGCAAAGCCAAUCCGAACCAGCUCAAAGCCCUUGGCGUAUGGAUCCAGGCCAUCACUGCCCAGCUCCGACAGGACGAGGCACGGAACGCAGCUGCAGCCAACAAUGCCGCUGCUGCGUCAGGUUCUCGUGCCGGCGCCUCUGCUUCGACCACAGCGGAUGGAAAGAAGACAAAGAAGAGCAAAGUAGACGAAGCGGCCAAAACAAACAAGAAGCAGGCCAAGAUCGAAGAGCGCGAAGCCAAGAAGAAGGCCAAAGCGGAAGCUAAGGCCAAAGCGCAGACAGACAAACAACAAGUACAGAAGCAGCAAAAGGAGAAGCAGCAGAUGCUUCAGCAGCAACACCAAAUGCAGCAGCAUCAGCACCAGGCACCGAUCUCAAACAAGCUGCGUCACCCUCCUCCCAGCUGGCCCACCGACGGCCCCCCGGAGCCGCCCGUGAUCAUUGUCGAGUUCCGCGAGAACCCAAGCAUGCGCUUCAUCCUGCCGCUUUGGAAGUGUCUUGUAGAGCGCACAGAGGGUAUGGAGCGACCGUCCGCUCCAAAGGUCAAGAAGGAGAGGCGUGGCUUCUUCGACAAUGACUCGGAAGAUGAGGAGAGUCAGAGGAUUGAGCCUGAGCUCAAGCUGAGCUUCUUUGCUCCUUCACUUGGAUCAGAUGCUGCUGAUGGAAGUGGACUUUGCGAGUUGGAGGAGGAGCUCAAACGCAAAGCGGCCGAAGAGGCCAAGCUGAACGCGGCCAGCGCACCUUCGACACCCGUACAGAGCAGCACCUCCGCGAAUGGCACUGCUUCACCUACCGCAUCGCCAGAGGUCGUCGAUAAGAAGGACGAGGCAGCAUCGGGCAACAAGAAGAAGAAGGGCAGCACUGCAGCAGGCGGUAAGAAGGGUAACAAGGCUGUCAAACAGAAAGCUACCGACACUUCUCUGUCUCUAGACUACUCUCAGAGCAAGAAGCACGAGGUGUAUCCUCUCACUUGGAGCAUUAAGGGCGGCGUGACCGAGAGUCUCUGGGAAGCAUUUGGUCGAGUGCCCGGCACCAUGACGUUGCAGCCGGCCAAGCGAGAGCCCGAGAUCGAACUCGAGCCGGAUGUAGCUGAGUUCUUGGUCCCCGAGAUCCGCUACCACCUGCUCGACUUGCCAAUGGAAGAGAUCAAGAUCCAGAAGGAAACGACCGACACGUUUGUGGAUCUGUACAGCCAGAUGCCGGAUCGUCGCUUCAUUCUGCCACGCGUUGCUCCAGCAAUGUUGCCGCAAGGUCUCGAGGAUCACCUGCAGGACCGUUUCGCGGUACGACCUCAAUGCAUCCAGGGUCGACCCAUAGUCAAACGCAAAGCAGGUGCACACGACGACGUCAGCUUCUCCUACGAAGGCAUCGGACUGGCCGUAAUCGGUCCGAACGGUGUCAAGACCGAACCUGGUGCCACACCGCCCAAGCCACCGAAGCGAAAGCGACACGUUGCAACACACAACCCUGACGGCUCGAUCAAGAGCUGCGGUGCUUGCGGUAAGACCAAGACACCCAUGUGGCGACGUGGACCCAAAGGACCAUCGCAGCUGUGCAACGCUUGCGGUGCGCGAUGGAAAGCAGGCCGUCUUGUCGUACCUGAAGUAGCACCUCCUCCGAUCAUUGAGGCUGAAGAGGAUAAGUCGAAGGAGGAAGAAGCACGUAAGGAGGACGAGGCGAAAGCGUCAAUGCAUGGAAGCAACGCGCUGGUGAUCCCACAGAGCUCAGAUGUAGAUGGUGGAAGCUACACGGCCAUGGCGCCGAGUGGACUGGUUGGUGGAGCUGCGCCGUUUGAAGAUCAUGGUCGCAAUGGGCUUUUUUCGCUCCCGUCUGAUGUCGGAUCCAGCCACAUGGGUCGUGGAUCGACGAGUCCGAGUCCAUUCAUUCGAUCGCCUGUUCCAGAAGACGGUAUCAUGCCAGCUUCGGUGGACCCGAGCAUGCUAUCGGGAUCGAUGCGAGUGGGUUCGCAUCGCCGAUGA
Ustilago hordei is the source of this 4338-nucleotide messenger RNA. RefSeq lists its product as uncharacterized. NCBI's taxonomy places the organism in Eukaryota, Fungi, Basidiomycota, Ustilaginomycetes, Ustilaginales, Ustilaginaceae. The coding region runs from base 1 to 4338 and encodes 1445 amino acids. The transcript has a single exon. Gene Ontology annotation, biological process: regulation of DNA-templated transcription. The record is from RefSeq and is a predicted model, not a curated record. Gene Ontology annotation, molecular function: zinc ion binding; sequence-specific DNA binding.